GGACAGGACAUUAAACCUCAACGAAACGUCUCAAGAUUCUUUUAGUUGACAUUAUUAUGGUGUUUUUUGAUUAUCCCCAAAGGAAUGCAGUUACAAGUUAUGACUUGGUGGAGCAAAACCAAAAAAUAGUGACAUAAAAAGAACACAGGAAAGAUAUUCUAGGAGAACACAAGAAGUCUCAUCAAUCAAUAUAGUUCAACAUGAUAAAGAUUUUUAAGAUUUUCAUGUUUGUCUUAUGCAUAGUAUCAAUAAUGAUUACAUCACUAGGACUAUACCUUGAGAAUAUGACAAUACAAGCUCCAAAAUGUCAACAAGAUCACAUAUCAGUGGAAUAUACUAGAAGAGGACAAUUUAUUAAUGUAAAUGAAAUAAAAGAACGUCAAAAGAGAGAACCUGACAAUGAUACAACUGUUGGCAUUGAACUCAAUGGAAAUAACAAGACCCAGACAGUACAACAACCUUCAAAGGGUCAACAAGAUCAACUAUCAGUGGGAUAUACCAGGAGGGGAACAUUAAAGAAUACAAAUGGAAUAAAUGAACAUGAAGGAAAUGCUACUAAUAAUGAAAGAAAUAGCAGCAAAGCAAAUAACACAAGUACUGCUUUGACUAAAAAUAAUUCCCUAUUAUUAGAUAAACAAAUAAACAAACAAACGACAGUGAACACAAGUUCCAUAUUCCUUGAUUAUCAACAAGUUUUAAAAAAUAGCAAUUUCUCUAUGAACCGAACAGUUAAUAUUUCAGAACUGCGACCAGAUAGGUGUGAUGCAUGUUUUCCGCAAUCUUCGUACAUCUACAAAAAUGAUAAUUUGUGCUCAACAAAUAAUUCCACAAAUAAUUCCACAACUCAGGUUAAGCUAUUGGUAAUCAUUUUUACACUUCACCAUGAAACGGAAACUCGGGACAUGUUGCGCAAAACUUGGACAAGCAUUUCAAUAGGUAACACAAGAGAACUAAGGUAUGUUUUCCUCUUGGGAAAGCACAUGGACCCAAAGUGGAAUGUGAGAACUGUUGCAGAAGCUAUAAUAUAUGGGGAUAUCCUCAUGAAUGACUUCAUGGAUGAGUACGAAAAUUUGACUCUAAAGACGAUGUCUGGUCUAAAAUGGGCUACAGAAUUUUGCUCAAAUGCUGAAUAUGUUAUGAAAACUGAUACUGAUAUGUGGGUUAAUACUCCAAGACUGUUGAAAUUCAUUGAUUCAUUCAAAAUUGAAAACGAAAUAAUAGGAAAAUGCCCCGGGUACUUAAAGCCCCAAAGGAAGGUGCUAUCGAAGUAUUAUGUCUCUCCUGAACAGUACCCUCAUUUGUUGUUCCCCCACUUCUGCUCAGGCACAGGCUAUGUCACAACUAUGAAGGUAGCCAAAGAUAUUGUGGAAGUUUCACCCAAUAUACCCUUCUUCUUCCUUGAAGAUGUCUAUGUGGCACUUUGUAAUGAAGCACUGGGAUAUAAAGUACGAUCAGUGAAAGGAUUCAACACAAAAAGAAUGAACCUGAAUGUCUGUGGUUAUAAACAUAUAUUCACAAGUCACCAUAUAAUAAAAGGUGAAAUUGAAAAAGUUUGGAACAUAAAUUAUGAAGAUAAAACAUUUCAGCAGAAAUAUGACCCAUUUCCAAAAAAGGAGAACCAGACAGACUUACAAAUGGGAGACCCAUUUCCACACUAGACAUAUUUUCAAAAAUACUAAAAAAAUCCUUUUGAUACUGUGAAUCACACUCUCUUAUUUUCUAAAUUAGAAUAUUAUGGAAUGAGGGGCAUGCAGGGUGGUGAAAAACAGAAACCCUGCAUUUUCUCAUAUCUUUGUCAUUUUAAGAUAUCACUCCCUGAUAUUUAGCACAUGUGUACAUCAUUCAAUUUCCUACCAGCCUUUGAUAUUCUCAUGACCAUCAG
Messenger RNA from Owenia fusiformis, 1882 nucleotides. The record is from the annotation of a GenBank genome assembly. NCBI's taxonomy places the organism in Eukaryota, Metazoa, Annelida, Polychaeta, Sabellida, Oweniidae.